This is a messenger RNA of Saprolegnia diclina VS20, 1038 nucleotides long. RefSeq names its product O-sialoglycoprotein endopeptidase. The record is from RefSeq and is a predicted model, not a curated record. Gene Ontology annotation, biological process: tRNA threonylcarbamoyladenosine modification. Lineage: Eukaryota; Oomycota; Saprolegniomycetes; Saprolegniales; Saprolegniaceae. The coding region runs from base 1 to 1038 and encodes 345 amino acids. The transcript is spliced from 8 exons. Gene Ontology annotation, cellular component: cytoplasm; EKC/KEOPS complex.
AUGAGUGGUGGCCCGAUCUAUGCGCUGGGCAUUGAAGGCAGCGCCAACAAGCUCGGCGUCGGCGUCCUCGUGCUCCAUCCUGACGGCAGUUGCGACAUCUUGAGCAACCCGCGCAAGACGUACAUCCCGCCGGCGGGCCAAGGCUUCCUUCCGCGUGAGACCGCAUGGCACCACCAAGUCCACUUUGCGCCGCUUGUCCGGCUUGCGCUCUCCCAGGCGAAGAUCAAGCCAUCGCAGCUGCAUUGCAUCUGCUACACAAAGGGCCCGGGCAUGGGCGCGCCGCUGCGGUCGGCGGCGGUCGGCGCGCGCAUGCUCUCGCUGCUGUGGAAGAAGCCUCUCGUGGCCGUGAACCACUGCGUCGGCCACAUCGAGAUGGGCCGCGCUGUGACCAAGAGCGAGAACCCCGUCGUGCUCUACGUGAGCGGCGGCAACACGCAGGUCAUCUCGUACUCGAUGCAAAAGUACCGCAUCUUUGGCGAAACCAUCGACAUUGCGGUCGGCAACUGUCUCGAUCGCUUUGCACGCGUGCUCGGCCUCUCGAACGACCCGAGCCCAGGCUACAACAUUGAGCAGCUGGCCAAGGACGGCUCCAAGUACAUUGAGCUGCCCUACGUGGUCAAGGGCAUGGACGUGUCGUUCUCAGGCUUGCUCUCGUUCAUUGAGAAGGAAGCCAAAGACAAACUCGCGUCCGGCGAGUGCACCAAGGCCGACCUCUGCUACUCCCUUCAAGAAACCAUUUUUGCCAUGCUCGUGGAAAUCACGGAGCGGGCGAUGGCGCACUGUGGCCAAACCGAAGUGCUCAUCGUCGGUGGCGUUGGCUGCAACAAGCGUCUCCAAGAAAUGAUGGAGAUCAUGGCCAAGGACCGCCAAGGUCGCGUGUGUGCCAUGGACCACCGGUACUGUAUUGAUAAUGGCGCGAUGAUCGCCCAAGCCGGCGCCCUUCAGUUCCAGCACCUCGGCCCGACGCCGCUCGCCGAGUGCACGUGCACGCAGCGGUUCCGUACUGACGAAGUCGACGUCAUUUGGCGCCAAGGCUAA